AAGGUACCAUUCCUAGAUGUCAGCAUCUCACCUCGAACUGUAUAUUAUUUCUGUAAUUUUUUAAAUUGCUGUAAUACAAAUGGGAAAUACAGUACAGACUUAUUUUCAUCCGGGUCCAUACCCAGAAACUGAUGGACCUCCACAAUUUGAUCCCAUGCUCGGAUUUCCUAAAGGUCGUAAACAGAGAGUUAUGAAAGCGACAGAAGAAGAAAUGAUUGCAGCAAAAGUUCCUUUAGAUCUACGGGAUUAUUGUGCUCAUAUCUAUUUGGAUUUUGUUGGUUGUAUGAGACUUAAUUUUCCAUUCUACCUUCCUUGUGAGAAAUACCAGCACAAGUAUGCAGACUGCGAAUUUGAAGACUAUGUCUUGCGGAUGAAAGAGUAUGAAAGAGAACGUAGGCUUCUUGUUCGGCAAGAGAAGAAACAGAAAGCUCUACAAGCAGCUGCUUAGAAGUUGACUCUAUUUACAAAUUAUUUAUCAUUAGAAAAUAUUCAAUACUUACGUAUACAAAGUUCAGCUUUUUAUCACUGUAAAUAAAUCUUAAUAAAAAGCUAAGUGGUAUAAAUCA
Messenger RNA from Megachile rotundata (alfalfa leafcutting bee), 566 nucleotides. It is a transcript of the gene ND-B18, whose product is annotated as NADH dehydrogenase (ubiquinone) B18 subunit. The record is from RefSeq and is a predicted model, not a curated record. Lineage: Eukaryota; Metazoa; Arthropoda; Insecta; Hymenoptera; Megachilidae. Gene Ontology annotation, cellular component: respiratory chain complex I; mitochondrion.